Molecule: messenger RNA, 1674 nt
Organism: Rangifer tarandus platyrhynchus (Svalbard reindeer)
Lineage: Eukaryota; Metazoa; Chordata; Mammalia; Artiodactyla; Cervidae
Source: the annotation of a GenBank genome assembly
AUGGCCGCGCUCACCCAGGACCCGCAGUUCAAGAAACUGAAGACGUGGUACGAGCAGCACGGCUCUGACCUCAACUUGCGCCGCCUUUUCGAAGGGGACAGGGACCGCUUUAACCGCUUCAGCUUGAACCUCAACACCAACCAUGGGCAUAUUCUGGUGGACUACUCCAAGAACCUGGUGACGGAGACUGUGAUGCAGAUGCUGGUGGACCUGGCUAAGUCCAGGGGUGUGGAGGCUGCCCGGGAGCGCAUGUUUACCGGUGAGAAGAUCAACUUCACUGAGGAUCGGGCUGUGCUGCAUGUAGCCCUUCGGAACCGCUCAAACACACCCAUUUUGGUGGAUGGUAAGGAUGUGAUGCCAGAGGUCAACAGAGUCCUGGAGAAGAUGAAGUCUUUCUGUCAGCGUGUCCGGAGUGGUGAAUGGAAAGGGUACUCGGGCAAGGCCAUCACGGACGUCAUCAACAUCGGCAUUGGUGGCUCUGACCUGGGACCCCUCAUGGUGACUGAAGCCCUCAAGCCGUACUCUGCAGAAGGUCCCCGGGUCUGGUUUGUCUCCAACAUUGACGGGACUCAUAUUGCCAAAACGCUGGCCACCCUGAACCCCGAGUCCUCUCUCUUUAUCAUUGCCUCCAAGACCUUCACCACCCAGGAGACCAUCACUAACGCAGAGACGGCGAAGGAGUGGUUUCUGCUGUCGGCCAAGGACCCUUCUGCAGUCGCGAAACACUUUGUUGCCCUGUCCACCAACACUGCCAAAGUGAAGGAGUUUGGAAUUGAUCCUCAAAACAUGUUCGAGUUCUGGGAUUGGGUGGGAGGCCGCUACUCGCUGUGGUCAGCCAUCGGACUCUCCAUUGCCCUGCACGUGGGAUUUGACAACUUCGAGCAGCUGCUGUCAGGGGCUCACUGGAUGGACCAGCACUUCCGCACAGCGCCCCUGGAGAAGAACGCCCCUGUGCUGCUGGCUCUGCUGGGCAUAUGGUACAUCAACUGCUUUGGGUGUGAGACGCACGCCAUGCUGCCCUAUGACCAGUACCUGCACCGCUUUGCUGCCUACUUCCAGCAGGGUGACAUGGAGUCCAAUGGGAAGUACAUCACCAAGUCCGGCGCCCGUGUGAACUACCAGACGGGCCCCAUUGUGUGGGGGGAGCCAGGGACCAAUGGCCAGCACGCCUUCUACCAGCUCAUCCACCAAGGUACCAAGAUGAUACCCUGCGACUUCCUCAUCCCUGUCCAGAGCCAGCACCCCAUAAGGAACGGUUUGCAUCACAAGAUCCUCCUGGCCAACUUCUUGGCCCAGACUGAGGCCCUGAUGAGGGGGAAGUCGACAGAGGAGGCCAGGAAGGAGCUACAGGCUGCUGGAAGGAGUCCAGAGGACUUUGAGAAGCUGUUGCCCCACAAGGUCUUUGAAGGAAAUCGCCCGACCAAUUCUAUAGUGUUCACCAGACUCACGCCAUUCAUUCUUGGAGCCUUGAUUGCCAUGUAUGAGCACAAGAUCUUCAUUCAGGGCAUCAUCUGGGACAUCAACAGCUUUGACCAGUGGGGAGUGGAGCUGGGAAAGCAGCUGGCUAAGAAAAUUGAACCUGAGCUUGACGGCAGCAGCCCAGUGACUUCUCACGACUCUUCUACCAAUGGGCUGAUCAACUUCAUCAAGCAGGAGCGCGAGGCCAGAAGCUAA